This is a messenger RNA of Eufriesea mexicana, 1121 nucleotides long. RefSeq names its product ubiquitin fusion-degradation 1-like (gene Ufd1-like). Lineage: Eukaryota; Metazoa; Arthropoda; Insecta; Hymenoptera; Apidae. Bases 106 to 987 code for a protein of 293 amino acids. The transcript is spliced from 6 exons. Gene Ontology annotation, cellular component: VCP-NPL4-UFD1 AAA ATPase complex. The record is from RefSeq and is a predicted model, not a curated record. Gene Ontology annotation, biological process: ubiquitin-dependent protein catabolic process; ERAD pathway. Gene Ontology annotation, molecular function: polyubiquitin modification-dependent protein binding.
UAUAUACGCAUACGUCAUAGUUAUAAGUCAAUUUAAAUUUGCACAUUUUUAACAAAUUUUAUUAUUCAUAAGUUUUCUAGGAAGUGGUGCAACAAAUACAUAAAUAUGUUUGGAUUUAACAUGUUUCCGGAGAUGGUAAGGCCUUUUAACAACCAUUAUAGAUGUUUUUCUGUAUCAAUGUUACCGGGUACAUAUCGACGAGAUGUAGAACGUGGAGGCAAAAUAAUUAUGCCACCAUCAGCAUUAGAGCAUCUUACAAGAUUGAAUAUUAGAUUUCCAAUGUUAUUCAAACUAAGCAAUGAAAAGACCAAUAGAAUUACUCAUUGCGGUGUUUUAGAAUUUGUUGCAGACGAAGGAAGAGUUUAUUUACCUUGUUGGAUGAUGUACAAUCUUUUAUUAGAAGAAGGAGAACUAAUAAAUGUUAAAAGUGUAACUUUACCUGUUGCAACAUUUUCGCGUUUUCAACCACAAUCUGAAGAUUUUCUAGACAUUACAAAUCCUAAAGCUGUAUUAGAAAAUGGAUUAAGAAAUUUUGCUUGUCUUACAACAGGUGACAUUAUUGCUAUAAAAUACAAUCAAAGGAUAUAUGAAAUGUAUGUUUUGGAAACAAGACCUGGUCCAGCAGUUACCAUUAUAGAAUGUGAUAUGAAUGUUGAAUUUGCUCCACCAUUGGGAUAUAUAGAAAAAAAAAUUAAAAAAGAUGAAAAUGUAGUCGAUCCUGCAGAUUUAAUGCCAGCACCAUCUGGUUUUGUACCAUUCAAAGGAGAAGGUAAUAGAUUAAAUGGCAAAAAACGUAGAGAUUUUGCAAAACCAGAAGUGUCCACAAGUAAACCAGCUUAUGUUAGAGGAAUACCAGAUUAUGAUUACAAAGUAGGAACACUUACAUUUUUGCGCAUAAUUAAACCUGUUAAUAAUAAAGAGGCAAAAGAUCAAGAUGAAUUUAAGGCAUUCACUGGUGAAGGCUUUUCUCUUAGAAAGUCAAAAUAAUUGAAUAAUUGGUGAUUUAUUUAUUUUCAUACAAUUACAUGUAUUUGUAAAAGGUCGCAAUAAGAAAUCUAAUCCACUAAUGGACCCCAGAAAUAUUUACUGGGUUUUGUUGGAUCUUCUGUUAUGAAAAACUC